Molecule: messenger RNA, 1505 nt
Organism: Glossina fuscipes
Lineage: Eukaryota; Metazoa; Arthropoda; Insecta; Diptera; Glossinidae
Exons: 3
Coding region: 49-1221 (390 amino acids)
Source: RefSeq, a predicted model, not a curated record
AUUAAUUUGUUUUUCAUAAAAAGGAAAAAUUGUUCAAUAAAAACUUGUAUGGAAAUGAAUGAUACACCAAAAGUACGAAAAAAAUUUGGUUUAACUUUAAGUUCACGUUUAAAUAAAAAACGCCACAGUGAGUCGCCCAAAACACAUAUGAGGUCGUCACAAUCUCCUAGCUUUAACUCUGACGGGGGCGAAUGUACGCCACCGCGUAAAAAAUUAAUAAACCUUGAUGAUAGUUUCGAGUAUUCGCCCAAACUGUUAAACAACAGUUUUUCUCCGUCUUAUCUACAAUCACAAACUUUGGUUAUUGAAAGUGCUGAAGUGGGUUGGAAAUGGAAUGGUUCUAGUAAAGCUGUUCAAUUAGCAGCUAAUACUGAUUCCCCGAAUUCAGGCAAUAGUUCUAGUUCAUUGAAUACUGUGGGCACCGAGCUCAAUUCAGAUUUGGGCACUAGCAAGACUCGUUCGACUUAUAACGUUCGUAGAGAAGAGGAGCGAAAAAAAUUGGAACUAGAAAUACGUAGAGCAAAGAAAAAACGAGCAGAUCAGAAACUAAAAGAACGUUGCGACAAAUUGCGUGAACAAUUAAAAGGCAUUAGUAAGCAGAAGCCAAUUCAAGGUGCGUCGGCUAUCAAUAAUUCGAAGGAACCUUCUCCUAGCAUUGUGCAAGACUUGGAACCUGCAGUUAAUUCAAAUAGUCUCGAUGAUUUCUUUAAUGAUUCAGUUUCUGAUGGUUUGCUUAUUGCUGCUGUUGCUGCUACUCAAGAAAUUGAAAGCGAAAAGGAAUAUAUCACUCAGAAUACGUUUUCAGAGUGUUCAACAUCUAGCUACUGCAAGAAGGGCAUGGAAAGUUCAAAUAAUGAAUAUGGAAUGCCUGUAACUCCCACUACUAGUAAAGGGGAGAAGCGUUCCUCGUUUUACUCGAAAUUUUUAGAGGAUGACUUUUCAGAUGACUUGAUUCUUUCGCUAGACGAAGUUCUACUACAGGCUAACCAGGCGAAAACACCCAAAACGCCCUUACAACGAUAUAAAUCAAUGCCAACCGAUUCUGCUAGUAGUAAAGGUGAUAAAGUACGAAACACCAAUCCAAAGUCUACUGAUGAAGGCAAUGAUAAAGACUCGGGCGUUAUUGUUUCAAGUACGAAAUUGUUUCAGCGUCAUUCUAGCAGCCACGUUUUAAACUCCAAGGAUCCAUGUUGUAAGAUGCGACAACAAAAUAAGUUUUAAAAAAACUUUCACGCUUACUCUAGCCAAUUAGCCAGUCACCCGUGAAUGGCAAUGUACAAAGAAGAAAUAUUGAGUAAUUGAAUACUUAACUUUUUUUUUUUUGUAAAACGAGUAUUUAAUUAAAUUUUAAGGAACUACGUACAUUUUUAUUUUUAAAAAUUUAAGGUUAGUCCUAAAACUUGCUUAUGCUUUCGAACUACGCAAGGACUUUAUAACGAAUCCCUAUAUGGAUCAGAGGCUUUCGUGCAUCACUGUUUUUUUUUCCUAUGCUCUCAGGUGUAAAC